Penicillium cinerascens is the source of this 1077-nucleotide messenger RNA. RefSeq names its product glycosyltransferase family 32 protein. The transcript has 2 exons. Lineage: Eukaryota; Fungi; Ascomycota; Eurotiomycetes; Eurotiales; Aspergillaceae. The record is from RefSeq and is a predicted model, not a curated record. Gene Ontology annotation, molecular function: alpha-1,6-mannosyltransferase activity. Gene Ontology annotation, cellular component: mannan polymerase complex. The coding region runs from base 1 to 1077 and encodes 358 amino acids. Gene Ontology annotation, biological process: protein N-linked glycosylation.
AUGCCGGGAUUCCGCAAGUUGAUCCUCGCCGCUAUCUGCCUUAUAACCUUCAUCUUCGUUAUUCGCUCGAGUCGUCCCUCCGAUGUCCCUGGUGCGCCUGGAUACAGACCUGUGAAGGAGAUCUUUGACGAGGAGUCGGAUUCGCUUAGAGAGUCGAGGAGGCAGACAAGGCCGAGAGGGCAGAUGCCUUUCGGCUCGUCGCCGACUGCGCCGUUACGCGAUCGCCUGCGGUAUCAAUUCCCCUAUGACCUCGAGAGGAGUUUCCCCGCAUACAUUUGGCAGACUUGGAAAUAUACGCCGGCAUCGGUUUGGUUCGAGGAGGGUCUGCGCGCCUCGGAAGCAAGCUGGACCGAACUCCACCCGGGCUUCACGCACGAGGUGAUUCCCGAUGAUACGCAGAGACAUUUGAUCUGGUAUCUGUAUGGCUCGGUGCCGGAUGUAUUCGAGGCUUACGAUUCCAUGCCGCUCGCGGUAAUGAAGGCGGAUUUCUUCCGCUACCUCGUUCUUCUCGCGCGCGGUGGGAUCUACAGCGACAUCGACACAUUGGCUCUAAAACCAGCCCACUAUUGGCUCCCCGAAGAGCUGGACCGAUCGAAGAUUGGUUUCAUUGUCGGCAUUGAGGCCGACCCCGAUCGACCGGACUGGCAUGAUUGGUACUCGCGCCGUAUCCAGUUCUGUCAGUGGACCAUUGUCUCGAAACCGGGUCAUCCGAUUUUACGUGAAAUGGUCGCAUACGUCACCGAGGAAGCACUGCGCAUGAAGAGACUCGGUAUCUUGAGGCAGGGCAAGAUGGACAAGACCAUCAUGGAGUUCACAGGGCCUGGAGCCUGGACUGAUGCGGUCUUCCGCUACUUCAACAACCCGGAGUACUUCGAUACCCGGCCUGGGGAUAAGAAUGUCACCUAUGAAGAUUUUAGUGGCCAGAGUAUUCACCGAAAGGUCGGUGAUGUGGUUGUUUUGCCUAUCACCAGUUUCAGUCCUGGAGUUGGCCAAAUGGGUGCUGGAUCCACCGACGACGACAUGGCCUUUGUGAAGCAUAACUUUGGCGGCACAUGGAAAACAGACCCGUCGCUAUGA